AUGGUCCGCAACUAUGGCAUGGAAGAGCCUCUCUUCGUGAUUGUCAUCACCUUCCUCGCCCUGGCAUGGGUCACUUGUUGUCUCCGCGCCUGGGCCAAGCUCGUCGUCCUCCGCAAAGUCACGGCCGAUGACUACCUCAUGCUCUGCGGAAUGGUCUUCUACACCGGGUACGCGGCGUCCGCUCUCUACGGAGUGACACAUGGAAUCGGCACACUCGGCGAGGGCAUGUCACUUGAGGAAGCAUCGAUCGGCCUGCGUGCUUGGUGGCUCUGCGAGAUGCUAUACGCGCCCGUCACACUCUGCGUCCGCACAUCGGUGGCCGUGUUCCUCCUUCAGAUCGCUGUCCAACGCGUUCAUCGCCGCACCAUCAUCGCCGUGAUAGUAGCCUUUUGGGUUGUUACAAUCCCCCUUUUCUUCGUGGCCAUUUUCCAAUGCCGGCCCAUCUCCUACUUCUGGAUGCAACCCUUCCCAAGCGUCCCGCGCGGCACCUGCGUGGACGGGCGAGUCAUAUAUAUAGUGUCUGUUGUGCACUCCGUCACAAGUGCCUGCUGUGACUGGACACUCGGCAUCCUCCCUGUUUUCAUGCUCUGGAAGGUGCGACUCAACGUGAAGACCAAGCUCUCACUCUUUAUGCUCCUUAGCAUGGGCGUUUUCGCUGGCAUAGCUCUCAUCGUUCGAGUCGUCUACGUCCGGCCAUUUGAGGUUUCUAUCAACUUCCUCUUCGAGACCCUGUGCGUGCCACUGUCUGCUCACAGGACACACUCUUUCCUCCAGAUCCUAACAUAA
Messenger RNA from Sporothrix brasiliensis 5110, 786 nucleotides. RefSeq lists its product as uncharacterized. The coding region runs from base 1 to 786 and encodes 261 amino acids. The record is from RefSeq and is a predicted model, not a curated record. Lineage: Eukaryota; Fungi; Ascomycota; Sordariomycetes; Ophiostomatales; Ophiostomataceae. The transcript is spliced from 3 exons.